This is a messenger RNA of Striga hermonthica, 456 nucleotides long. NCBI's taxonomy places the organism in Eukaryota, Viridiplantae, Streptophyta, Magnoliopsida, Lamiales, Orobanchaceae. The record is from the annotation of a GenBank genome assembly.
GUAUUCCCAGAGGCAGCCCAUUGUGUUUGUGCAUAUCAUUUGUCUAGGAAUAUAAUAUCAAACUACAAAGAAAACCUAGAAGCAGUUAAAGGAGCAUUCUUUGGAGCAGCAUAUGCCUACACAAUUGAUGAUUUUAAUCAUCAAAUGGAUAUAAUGUGGAAAGCAAACAAACAUGUGGUAGAAUAUUUGAAGAAGAUUGGAUUUGAAAGAUGGUCCCGUAUUCACUGUAAGUCAAACAGAUUCCUCGUAAUGACUUCAAAUGCUGCCGAGACAAUAAAUUCUACCAUGAAGGCUGCACGAGAACUUCCAGUUAGUGUUUUGCUGGAAAGCAUACAUGGAAUGCAACAAGAUUGGAGUGUGAAGAAUAGGAAAGAAGCAGAGUGCACUUUUUCAAAGCUUGCAAAAUUGGGGCACAAAAUGCUCGAAGCAAAUUAUAGAGAUUCCAUGAGAUUAACA